GCGUAAUCGUUGUGUAGUUUUUUUCUGUUUGUUUUUUUUUUCAGGAGUGUGCAGCAGCUGCUCCAGUAAACUACUGCCAUCUUUACCUCAGCGUCACAGUUAGUUCAGAUUUUGGACCCAGACAAUGGCUGGCGACAACGAGGAAACCGCCCUGAAAGAAGCCAGGAGACGCGAGCGUCAGGUAACUUUGGAGAAUACAGACUCGGACAUUGGGUUUUGCGGCUGGCUGCUGGUCGGCCUCUCCCUCCUCCUCGUGCUGCUCACCUUGCCCUUAUCUAUCUGGAUGUGCAUCAAGAUCGUGAAGGAGUACGAGAGGGCCAUUAUCUUCCGCCUGGGGCGCAUUUUGCGCGGUGGAGCCAAAGGACCGGGUUUGUUCUUCAUCGUGCCGUGCACCGACAGCUUCAUUAACGUGGACAUGCGCACCAUCACCUUCGACAUCCCACCUCAAGAGGUUCUGACCAAAGACUCGGUGACAGUGAGCGUUGAUGGCGUGGUCUACUAUCGCGUCCAGAAUGCUACCCUGGCUGUGGCCAACAUCACUAACGCGGAUGCAGCCACGCGCCUGCUGGCCCAGACCACCCUGAGGAACGUGCUGGGCACCAAGAACCUGGCCGAGAUCCUGUCCGACCGCGAGGAGAUCGCGCACAGCAUGCAGUCCUCACUGGAUGACGCCACGGAUGACUGGGGAAUCAAGGUGGAGAGGGUGGAGAUCAAAGAUGUGAAGCUGCCCCUCCAGCUCCAGAGAGCCAUGGCGGCUGAGGCAGAGGCGAGUCGCGAGGCCCGAGCCAAGGUGAUCGCCGCCGAGGGGGAGAUGAACGCGUCGCGGGCGCUCAAGGAGGCUUCCCUGGUGAUCGCAGAGUCUCCGUCCGCCCUGCAGCUGCGCUACCUGCAGACCCUCAACACCAUCGCUGCCGAGAAGAACUCUACCAUCAUUUUCCCGCUGCCGCUGGAGAUGAUGCAGGGCUUCAUCAAACACUGAGGAGGCUACAAUCCACACACUAACACAACACGCAUCACCUGACACAUUACACAGUCUCUCCCUCUGUAACCUUCAGGUAACCGAGAUAUUCAUCGCACGG
Molecule: messenger RNA, 1079 nt
Organism: Pelmatolapia mariae (spotted tilapia)
Lineage: Eukaryota; Metazoa; Chordata; Actinopteri; Cichliformes; Cichlidae
Product: stomatin-like
Exons: 2
Coding region: 125-979 (284 amino acids)
Cellular component (GO): plasma membrane
Source: RefSeq, a predicted model, not a curated record